Messenger RNA from Paramisgurnus dabryanus, 3658 nucleotides. RefSeq names its product leucine rich repeat neuronal 1 (gene lrrn1). NCBI's taxonomy places the organism in Eukaryota, Metazoa, Chordata, Actinopteri, Cypriniformes, Cobitidae. Gene Ontology annotation, molecular function: protein binding. The record is from RefSeq and is a predicted model, not a curated record.
AGACGUUCUCACAAGAGAACAGCAUCUUCUUAGCAUUUCGGCUUCCACGCCCCGCGUUAUCCCCACCGCGCACCCCCAGUGCCCGCCUUUGUUCGCAUCACAACAAUCCCCGAACAGAUGGUGCUCUGCUUGGGAAUCGAGUGACAACCACCGGCCAGCAACCAAUCGCAUGCUCGGGAAUCAGCUGACUCGCGUGGACAGCGCCAGGUGCUGUCAUCAUAUUUUCCUUAGCGACGCGGCGCGGGUUCAACAGUAGCACGGAUAGUAGCCAGUCAGCGCGUUCCCGUCGCAAGGAUACAUGGCCAUGCGCUCGGGAAAGGCUGCACGCGAACGUUUGCAGAGUGGAUGUAACGAAGAGGUGCAGGUGUGAUCGUGAAACAUUUCCUAAUACGGGGGGCAGAUGGAUUUUCUUUCAAGACCGAUUCUUCUGUUUGCAAGGGUAUAGUGCAUGAAGCAGCCAACGCCAAAACCGGACUUCAGUGCCAUUCGGGAACGUGUAGGCUUACGAGCCAAAGAGGUCAAGUCUCCAGUCUCAGGUUCAAGCUGUGAGGAACGUUGAGUCCUGAAUGAGCCCACAGGAACUGCAACCUUUAAAAUCUUUCGGAAGCUCUUUGACUGCCCCGUUUCAGUAGCUUUCAGAAGGAUAAAAGGACUAUUCUGCCACACUUCUAUUGAAUGAGAAUCGCACCUCACCAUCUCUUUGUCGCUAUAGGAAUUCUAACUCAGAUCUAAGAGGAUAAACACCUCCAGUCAGAAUGGCAAGAGGGACUUUCUUUUUUGUUGUGCAGGGCCAGUUUUGUUAUUUCCUGCUUCUGGUUUUCCUUGCCAUCUCUUCUGUUCAAAGUACAGAAUGUCCCCAGCUUUGCGUCUGCGAGAUCCGGCCGUGGUUCACGCCCCAGUCCACCUACAGAGAAGCGACUACUGUGGAUUGCAAUGACCUUCACCUCACGCGCAUCCCUGGAAACCUGUCCGCUGAUACGCAAGUGUUGCUCCUCCAAAGUAACUACAUUGCCAGAACUAGCGAGGAACUGGAACAGCUGCUGAACCUCACAGAACUGGACCUGUCGCAGAACAACUUCAGCAACAUCCAUGAUAUCGGCUUGACCAACAUGUCGCAACUCACGACGCUUCACUUGGAAGAGAACCAAAUAGUUGAGAUGUCCGACUUCAGCUUACAAGACCUCGCCAGUCUUCAGGAGCUGUACAUUAAUCACAAUCAGAUCAGCUCCAUCGCUCCCAAUGCCUUUGCCGGUUUGCGUAACCUGCUCAGGCUCCAUCUGAACUCCAACAGGCUCAAGGCAAUUGACAGCCGCUGGUUUGAAUCAACUCCCAACCUUGAGAUUCUAAUGAUUGGGGAAAAUCCUGUGGUUGGCAUCCUGGAUUUGAACUUCAAGCCUCUUACCAGCUUGAGAAGCCUGGUGCUGGCAGGAAUGGAGCUCACAGAUAUUCCAGGCAAUGCUUUUGUUGGACUAGACAACUUGGAGAGUAUCUCAUUUUAUGAUAAUAAACUUGUUAGGGUGCCACAGACUGCUUUGCAGAAACUUCCAAACCUGAAAUUUCUGGAUUUGAACAAGAAUCCCAUUCAUAAAAUUCAGCAAGGAGACUUUAGGAACAUGCUCCGGCUGAAAGAACUUGGCAUUAACAACAUGGUAGAACUUGUGUCCAUUGAACGCUUUGCCCUUGAUAACCUUCCAGAACUAACCAAACUUGAAGCCACAAACAACCCUAAAUUUUCCUACGUGAGCCGUUCAGCAUUCCGUGAUUUGCCGUCGCUGGAGAGUCUAAUGCUUAAUAACAAUGCUCUAAACUCCCUGUACCAGGCUACAGCAGAGUCACUUCCCAACCUGAGGGAGAUCAGUAUCCAUAGCAACCCACUGCGCUGUGACUGCGUUAUUCAGUGGAUGGGCUCAAACAAGACGACAAUUCGAUUCAUGGAGCCACUGUCAAUGUUCUGUGCCAUGCCACCUGAGGUUAGAAGUCAGCGCGUGAAGGAGGUGCUUUCGCACGAAACUUCCGGUCAAUGUCUGCCCUUGAUUUCUCAUGACACCUUCCCCAAUCACCUCAACCUGGACAUAGGGAUGACAGUAGACCUUGAUUGUCAUGCAAUGGCCGAACCUGAACCCGAAAUAUAUUGGGUUACACCAUCCGGUAACAAAGUAAUGAUAGAUACAGUGUCUGAUAAAUACCAACUCAGCAGUGCAGGAACCUUGCACAUAUCCAAUAUUCAAGUAGACGACUCCGGCCACUACACUUGUGUGGCCCAAAAUACAGAAGGAGCUGAUACUCGGGUAACUGCCAUUCGUGUCAACGGGACUCUCCUGGAUAGCACCCAGCUUAUGAAGAUCUAUGUGAAACAUACCGAGACCCAUUCAAUAUUAGUGUCUUGGAAGGUAAACUCCAAUGUCAUGACAUCCAACCUGAAGUGGUCGUCAGCCACCAUGAAAAUUGACAACCCUCACAUCACCUACACGGCUAAAGUCCCUGUAGAUGUCCAUGAGUACAACCUCACCCACCUUCAGCCAGCCACUGAAUAUGAGGUCUGUCUGUCUGUCUCCAACAUUCACCAGCAGACCCAAAAGUCUUGCGUCAACGUCACAACCAAGCAUGCCACGUUUGCCAUCGAGAUCUCGGACCAAGGCGCCAAUACGGCUCUUGCUGCUGUUAUGGGAACAAUCCUGGCCAUCAUAAGCCUGGGAUCCAUAACCGUCUACAUUGCAAAGAGAUGGAAGAGAAAGAACUACCAUCACUCUUUAAAGAAGUACAUGCAGAAAACCUCCUCCAUCCCCCUAAAUGAGCUGUAUCCACCCCUCAUUAACCUUUGGGAAGCAGACAGUGAAAAGGACAAGGAGGGUUCGUCGGAAACUAAGCCCUCCCAGGUCGACACAACGAGGAGUUAUUACAUGUGGUGAACCUUACCAGACUUGUCUUCUUCAGAGCACAAAGACACAUCUUUGCUUAUUUGUGCGUAAAACAGACAUGGAGUUUCUUUUUUCUGCUUUGCUUACUGAAAGCAACUAUUCAGACUGAUAUCUCUGACUUUUUAGUAGAGUGUAUUGCCUUUCUUCUUUGACUUUCAAUAUGGCAGCUUCGUUUAGCUUCCGAGAAAUCUUAGUAGCUGUGCUUUUUCUUUCGUUACAUUUUAAUAGCACAGCAUAGACGUCGAGGAUUGACUUUGGGUCGAAUGAUGCCGUAGCACUAUAUCUGAUCCGAUAUCGAUACGGCGGUAUUCAUAGAGAAUGCAUUGUUUCUUUCUCUCUUUCGUAAGACAGUUUAACUGUUGUGCACUGAAAUAUAUUAACAAAAUCAUCCUUGGACUUCACUGUAAGCUGACAAGGUGAGUUUAGACUCGAUACACUGUCUAUUGAAUAACGUUAGCAAUUGUUCUGUAAUGUUGUAUCAACUAUAAUUUGAACAUUUUGGAUUUUCUCAAAAGUAAGUUUUAAUUUAGACGUUAACUUUGCAGAACUGUAAACCAGCAAUAGAAACGUGAAUGUUUAAUAACUAGGUAGUAGAAAAAUGCUUUUUUUAUUAUUCAGAUUCUUCUUUUUUAAUUGGCUAGAAUCUGUUAAUCUGUUGUAAUUAACACAUGCAAAAUACGUUGCAUAUUACAGCGCAAACAAAAAUAAAAUACUGUUUUGUUCAGAUAUUUUUUAUACAA